AUGGAAAACGAAUCCAAAUGGAAACGGCCUACUGAUGUCACGGCAUCUGCAGAUUUAUCCAUGUGUUCAUCGAAACGUCUUCGUGAUUUUGUUACUAUUCAUUUUCUGUCAUUAAUAUAUUCUUUCUCUGGUUUUUUUUCUGUUUCUUUCUUUCUUUCUGUUUGUCAUUAUUUUCCUUCUGGCUUUUCAUUUUGUUUUUUUGUUUUUUUAUUCUUUCAAUAUGUUUCCUUUUCUUUCUUUCUGAUUCUAUUUCUUUUUUUAAUAUAUUUCUUUCUGGUUCUGUUUCUUUUUGGUCCUCUUUCUUUCUCUUUCUUUUGUUUCUUUUUCUUUCCGUUUCUCUUUCUUACUGUCCCUUAUUAUUCACUUCUGUUUCUUUUUCUUCUGAUUAUUUUUCUUCUCUUCUGUUCUUUUCUUCUCUUGUUUUUUCUGAUUCUUAAUUCCUGUUUAUUUUCCUUCUUUUCUUUUUCUUCCUUUAUGUUGCUACUACUUUCUUUCUGUUUCUUUUUCUUUCUGUUUCUUUUUCUUUCUGUUUCUUUUUCUUUUUGUUUCUUUUACUUUCUGUUUCUUUUUCUUUUUGUUUCUUUUUCUUUCUGUUUCUUUUUCUUUUUGUUUCUUUUACUUUCUGUUUCUUUUUCUUCUUUUUUUUUUUUUGUUUCUUUUUUACUUUCUGUUUCUUUUUUCUUUUGUUUCUUUUUCUUUCUGUUUCUUUUUCUUUUUGUUUCUUUUUCUUUCUGUUUCUUUUUGUUUCUUUUACUUUCUGUUUCUUUUUCUUUCUGUUUCUUUUUAUUUCUGUUUCUUUUUCUUUCUGUUUCUUUUUCUUUCUGUUUCUUUUUCGUUUUGUUUCUUUUACUUUCUGUUUCUUUUUCUUUUUGUUUCUUUUUCGUUUCUGUUUCUUUUUCUUUUUGUUUCUUUUUCUUUCUGUUUCUUUUUCUUUUUGUUUCUUUUUCUUUUUAUUGUAGGUCACUUAUUUAUUUUUCUUUCUUUCUCUUUCUUGAUAUUUGGAUUGUUACAUUGUUCCUUCAUUUCAUUCGGAUAUCCUUGUCUCAAAAAUAUCUUUGUUCUCCUCUUUCUUUGUGUCCUUUUCAUUUUCUCCUCUCUCUUAUAUUCUACAUAUAUUAA
Acanthosepion pharaonis is the source of this 1119-nucleotide messenger RNA. Lineage: Eukaryota; Metazoa; Mollusca; Cephalopoda; Sepiida; Sepiidae. The record is from the annotation of a GenBank genome assembly.